Messenger RNA from Equus caballus (horse), 3090 nucleotides. RefSeq names its product transcription factor 15 (gene TCF15). Lineage: Eukaryota; Metazoa; Chordata; Mammalia; Perissodactyla; Equidae. Gene Ontology annotation, molecular function: RNA polymerase II transcription regulatory region sequence-specific DNA binding; protein dimerization activity; DNA-binding transcription factor activity, RNA polymerase II-specific. Gene Ontology annotation, biological process: regulation of transcription by RNA polymerase II; developmental process. The record is from RefSeq and is a predicted model, not a curated record.
CGUGGGAGCGCGCGGGAGCGCACGGCGGGGCGCGGAAACGCUGGGUCGCGGCGCCCCGAGGGACGCGGCCGGGCGCCCAUGGCGUUCGCGCUGCUGCGCCCCGUCGGCGCGCACGUGCUGUACCCGGACGUGCGGCUGCUGAGCGAGGACGAGGAGAACCGCAGCGAGAGCGACGCCUCCGACCAGUCGUUCGGCUGCUGCGAGGGCCUGGAGGCGGCGCGGCGCGGCCCGGGCCCCGGGGGCGGGCGGCGGGCGGGCGGCGGCGGCGCGGGCCCGGUCGUGGUGGUGCGACAGCGGCAGGCGGCCAACGCGCGGGAGCGGGACCGCACUCAGAGCGUGAACACGGCCUUCACGGCGCUGCGCACGCUCAUCCCCACCGAGCCGGUGGACCGCAAGCUGUCCAAGAUCGAGACGCUGCGCCUGGCGUCCAGCUACAUCGCGCACCUGGCCAACGUGCUGCUGCUGGGCGACGCGGCCGACGACGGGCAGCCGUGCUUCCGGGCGGCCGGCAGUGCCAAGAGCGCGAUCCCCGCCGCCCCCGACGGCGGCCGCCAGCCGCGCUCCAUCUGCACCUUCUGCCUCAGCAACCAGCGCAAGGGGGGUGGCCGUCGUGACCUGGGGGGUAGCUGCUUGAAGGUGAGGGGAGUGGCCCCACUUCGAGUGCCUCGGAGAUGAGCCAGGACCCCUGUGGCGUUUGCUCCAAGCAGGACCCCGGAGAAGAAGGCCAGAGGCCAGCCACUGGUAGACAGGAAAGAAGACCCCAGGAUCCAAGCCCAAGCCUUCUUUGUGUGGGGACCAGAGGACAAUGGCCUAGGCCCAUGACCCUCUGGGCAGGCCCCCUGGGACAUCUCCACCCCACCCUGGAGAGCUGAGAGGACCCAGCCAGCCAGCCCCAGCCCUGGCUGGUCAGAGGCAAGGCAGAACUUUUGGAAAAACAAAGACUGUUGGUGAUAGGAUGUGUGCAUGUCUGUGCGUGCGUUGAGGUGUGUGUGUGUGUGUGAGAGAGAUAAUGGAUGGGUUUAAAAUAAAAGGUAUUUUUAAAUAAAAGAUGUUCCAAACUGAAGAAGGGAGGGACCUGGGACAUCAGAGGUCAGGGGUAGCCACUCUCCUGGACCUUGGCUGAGGCCCAGAUGUGGCAGGUGCUGCCUUGUGCCCUGGAGGUGGUGGGGUCAGGAGGACCCGCCUCUCCAGAAGUCGAGAUAACCAAACUUUGCUCACAGUCUUCCUGAACAGCUGUUAGGCGUCUGGUGCGGCUGGCAAAGCAAUCUUAAUUUUAUUUAUUUUUGAAUAAGGAACAUAUUCAUUCACAUGGUUCAAAAUUCAAAAGGUACAAGAGGGUAUAGGAUGAAAAGUCUUUCUCCCUCCUGUCCUUCAGCCACCAGUUCUCCCUGCAGGAGCCUCAGCCACCGGUUUUUUGUGACAUCCUCACUCCUUAUGAAAACCAAGCAAAUACAGAGAAAGAAAAAUAUAUAUAUAUUUAAGUUUUCUUCCACUUUACACAAAGGGUAGCACUUUGUACAUGCUUUCUGCUCCAUGCAUUUUUUUUUUUUUUCUAAUCAGCUUGGUUGUCAUCCUGAGUCUGUACACGAGGUAAAGGGUUUCACUCACGGUCCUUUCGUAGCUGCUUGUUGACUUUGUGAAUGUACCAGACGGUGAAGCAUCCCUUAUCCAAGUCUUCACAGACAGGGCUCUAGAGGCACGCAGAUUUCCACGUGUGCAAACAAGUAUGUGCUAAGGGGCUGUUCUGACCCUCUUUUAGCUGAGAUGAUUUGGAAGGAUGAUGACGCCCAGAGGCGUGUGGCUGGCGCAUGGCAGGGUGACGAUGUGAGGUCUGUCCACCUUGAAAGCCCCAAGUGAGCUCCAUCCACUGUCCUGGAGAAGCUCCAGAGUGGGUGCCAGCCCCCGUGACCCCGAUUAUUCCAGCAGCGCUGGGAGGUGGGGGCUGGUGUGUCCCCCUUGCACAGAUUCAGCCGAGAUGGUGACGGGCACAGCCGUCAGCAGGGCCAGGAGUUCUUGGUUCUCCGGCUGGGGCUCUGUCCCUGUGAGGCCAGGAUCAGAGAAGCCCAGGCGGCCGGAAGGUGGAGAACGCAGGGAGAGGGGCCAGGAGAGGCCGCAGAGCCGGGCAGCCGCCCUUCCCUUAGGGUGCGCUCCCAUGCCUGUUUUUAAAACUUAUGUAUUUAACAAACACUUAAUUAGCAUUUGCCGAUGGAAGCCAGGCUCCAGAGUCCACUCUCGUGUCCACUCUGCUCUGUCACCCCCUGCAAAGUUUGACCUUCUGACUGAGCUGGAGGGGCUGCCCAUUUUGCAGAUCAACAGACAGAUUGCCAAGCACCUGCUCCGUGCCAGACAUGACAGGGGUGGGCCAGACCCACCCCGUCUGCCUCACAGACGAAAAACCAGACCCCAGUAGUAUGAGGGGGUGGCUGGAAUUGCUGGUCCAGACUGGAGUGGGCCGUGAAACCACGGCAUUGACCCCGUUUAGUAUGACAAGUUCAGGAAGGAGGGCGCCGAGGAGCCGGGUCCUGCCCGGGAGAGCUUCCCCUGUGUCCAGGGACGCUGGCCUUGCCUAUCCUGUGUCCCAGUGCAGCAUGCUUCCCCCUGUGGGAGCUAAUUAGGAAAGCACAUUGCCCUCUCUGCGCCUACCCAAGUCCGGGUCCAGGCAGCCCCUGGCAAAGCCACAGGAAAAGAACUGUGACCUCGUCAAUGGCAGGAAGCCUGGGAGUCAGGGCACAGCAGACACUUGGGUGCUCUCGGCUGGAGGCCCGCUUCUGCCACCAGAUUUGCUGGGUGACCCCAGAGAAGUUGCUUGACCCCUCUGGGCCUCCUUCGGCUGAUCUCUAACCAACAAGAACAGCUGGGACAGAAUGAUAAUUAUUUGUUUUGCCUUGUUAAAUAGUUUUUAAUAGACCGUUUAUGCCGGGGGGCGGUGUGUGGCGGGGGUAAGAACUCAAGUUGUAUCCAAUAGUACACAGUGAAAAGUACAUACCUCCCUCAGGCUCCUCCCCAAAGGCAACUGCUUAGCAGUUUCCUGUGUGUCCUUCCAGAAAUGCUCUGAACUGAUUACUGUUUCUAAAAGAGUACUUACAGGUU